AUGGCUGGAGUCGUGUCCAAUGCGACACAGCUUUCAAAACUGAUAUGUACCAACUCUGCCAGACGACCUCAACAAGAAAACGGUUCUUGACACAAGCGUGGAAUUGGCUUAAAAGCGUCAUUUCGGAUAAGGUGAAACGCUACGAGGCUGGCGCAGAAAUCUACUACAAUUCUGUUUAUUACUUCAGGCAUGCGCACUACGAACAAGUCUCCCCCGCUUGGUGCAACAAUCUGUGUACACAAAGUCCUGGUGAUCCAAAUGAGGCGAUCACCUGAAAGGCCAACAUUGUGAAAAGAUUAUGUCUCAAGCUAUAAAGCUAACUAGCUUGAAUGGCAUGAUAUGGUAGUAAACUGUACUUUUUUAGAAAGCAAUAAAAAAUUGUAAAAUGUGCAUUCUCUCGGUUGUAUUUUUAACCUCAAACAUGUCGUUUCUUUCAAUUGUUCUAUAUUUCCUUGAGGGGGGGGGGGGGGGGGUAAAGGAUGGUUUUCAACAAAAAAAAACAACCAACUAAAAAAAAAACAGGUCAAUCUUUUCACUUUAGUUGCCACACCAGCCAGCACAAGAGGUUAAGAAAAACAGUUUGGCUUGGAUUGAUCUCAGUUUUAUAUUGGUCUUUCACUAAAAACGAACAGCGACGAGUUCUGAUUCCUAAGAAAUUAAACUGGCGCUAAAAAACAUGUUAGUCGAUUUACUGUCGUGCAAUAUGUUAUAAUAUUGUCCAAAUUUACCGAUAAAUUUCCUGUUAAUAAAGAAAAGCCUUUUUAUAUAAAAUCAUUUUCAAAUAGCGACAAAUGGUGUUUAUUUUUGAAAGAAGAAAAGCCUGCGAAUAAGUAAACUCAGCUCGGGGGCGUUUUUACUGCUUACCGCCCUGACGACGAAAUUGCACAUAUUAGUUUACCCAUGCGUGACAGCUAAUUACUCAAGAAUGAAAUGACGCAUGUUUUGAUAAAUAAUCUGCUAUUUGUGUACUUUUCCAAAAGUUUCAAGAAGUAAAACUUAGGUUGAAUUUCAGUCCGUCUGUCAGCUUCGCACGCAUUGAGUGGGAAAAGUUUUGUUCCCUUUUUACAAAGUGAGAUUUUAGUACACCUCAAGGGUCUCGCAAGACAGCGAAAAGGUACAGUAGUACUGUAUUGAGGAAAGGCUCUGUUAUCUACAUCGCCCAUAAAAAAAAUCAAAUUAUCUUAUAGAGAUAGGAUGUUUAAAAGCCAGGCAAAUGGUACGCUGUUAUUAAGUUUUUUUAGCAAACUGGUAAACAUUUUUUGAUAGCCGUCCACAAGUUGAGAUUUUGGAGGGUCUGUUCAUAUCAGGUUGUUUUAGCUUUUUAAGAGCUUGGCUUCCGUGUUUGCGGACUGAUAAGGAGACACUUGUUAAAAAGACUUUUUGUAUUUAUUUCUGAUAACAUUUUUAAGGUGGUGUUUAAUUUCAGAUUAAUAAACAGGAAUUUUUGGAAGAGACAAAGACAGAUGAUAGAUUUUGAGCUUGGUCGCCAAAUGAAAGGAUGUUAUUCAUUUAUCAAAGAGAAAAUCGUGAAUAUCGGAUUUCGCGCUUCGAUGCCCGACAGACAACUCGUUUUGACACUGUUUGGCCGUAGAAUCAAGUCUUUCUGUAAAAAAAGAGUUUUCCAGUGUUAUUUUUCAUUUUAAUUUUCCUAUUAAAAAGUGACCUGCUUAAAAGCUUCCAAACAGUGAAAAGAUAGUUUACCAUAUCUCAUUGCUUGCACUGUUUGCAGUAGAGAGCUCUUCCUCUUUCGUAAUUACCCAUGGUUUGUGAUAACGAUAAUUUAAUGAAAUUUACUCAAUAUACACAUUUUCUUUAAAUUCAUUUAGUAGACUUGACAUAAAAUUCUACUGGGAUUGGUUAUUCUCACCGUUUCAAUUUUAAAAUUUGCGUUUCAUCAUUUUUUAAGGAAUAUCAACUUUUACAUUAAAACUUUUUUUUUCAUUAGUUCAUGACAAAUGCGUCAGUCCUCAGUUCUAAGUGAGCAUUUAUUUAAAAGCUUUCUUUUCAAUAGGGAUGUGCAUCUUGAUAGAACGCAACGUCCUAUGUACCAUACUAAUUCACUGGCUACUUUAUCACUCUUUUUCAUAAAAGUGCGACAUUAAAGCGGAAUCUGGCAAAAAUCGCAUACUUCGAGGCUUAAUGGUCAACUCUUCAACUCCCAUGAGUGACCAAGACAGAAUCUCUCCUUACAAUAUCAAUACUACACCAAGCAGGAAACUGACGAGAAUUAAGAGAACUGACUAUUACGAAAUCAUUAGCCAAUCCAAUACCAAAUUCUCCAAACCCAAAUCAUAAAAGUUGUAUGACAGACAGUAAGGAGAAUUACUGUUGAGAUCCUGGGUGUAGAGGGGUUAAAGGACAAAACUGUGGAUCAAUCAAAGGCGAUUUUUCUACGAUGAGAAAAACGCAUUGUGCGUCAAACGAAAUAGUUAUCAGUUUUGGGCUAGAGACGUUUGAAGGGGUCAACAUUUCAUCGUCUUUACUGUGGAGGGAGUUGGAGAAAACUGCUAGAGACAAAUCAAGAUGAUUUACUUUUAGAUUUUAUGGAGGUUCAAAGUGUUGAUUAGAAGAAAAUAGAGUUAAAGUUCCUUAGUUUUAGCUCAACACUUGUUCAGUUUAUCUUUUGUUAGAAUGACUGAAGGAUUUUUCAAGAAUGUUAUCAGAAUGUUGGGAAGGGAUGGGAGAGUGGGGAAAGAUAAAUAACAUAUUGAAAUGUGGUUUCAGCGAGUAUGACCGAGCUAGGAAAACUAGAAUAAACGUUUUCCGUUUAAUUGCGAGUUAUGGCUUAUUUAGUUUUUAAUAACACUGAACUCGUUCCAGUAAAAUUGGAUUCGCAGUCUAAAAAGGUGGCAAAAGUGAAAUAGUAAGUAAACAAUUAAACCUUUUACAAUUUUGAGUGAAAACCGAUUUUAAUAGACAAUUGACAUCCGAAAUUUGUACUUUUACAAACAUUUUACACAAAUAAAAAAGUUAAGAGCCGAGGUUAACACAGUAUAAUCUUAAGGUACUACAGUACACCCGUCUAAAUUCACACGCCAAACUUAGAUCCAUUAGCCAUUCGCGAAAGAUAAGGGGCUACUUAGGAAAUAAAAAGACCCUCUUCGUCAUUUAUCUACAACUCUUCUGAGGUUUAACUUUACCAGGAUCAGAAAUUCUGAAAACGUGGGAGAAAAACCUUGGUAGGUAAAUGAAUGCUAAUCCUCAAGUAUCUUUUUUUAUAUGCGGCAAUAUUCUUCUUGUUUAAGCUAAAUAUACGAUUUUUUUAAUUUUUUCCCACCAAAAAUUUUCCAUAUCUUUUGUAUUCUGUGUCCAAAUUGCCGAUCACAUGUGUCAGUCUCCAGCACUAGUCUUGUUAGAAAAGAAGAAACAAUUCGGAGAAAGAAAGGUAAAGUUUCGUGCGAUUUAGUGUUAUCCUUUUUUCAUGGACUUGCAAAAAAUUUUCGCCAUGAUAAUAUAAUCGUCACGCUUUGGAAAUUUUGCCUAUUUUCAUUCACAUAAUCUUCCUUCAAAAAGAGAGCACAUUCACGUAAUAAUUUUAAUAAUAAUAAAAAUAAUAACUUUAUUUAUAUAGCGUCUAUAUCACUAAUAGCUCUAGGCGCUUAACAAUAUCACAAAAUGUAUUAAAAAACACUAAAAAAAAUCUAACAACUACAUAUAUAAGCAUGGAAAUUAAAUAGAGAUAUAUUUACAAAUCAAAAAAGGCUUGGCGAAUUAAAUAUGUCUUUAAGUGUUUUUUGAAAGAAUUCAAUGAAUCGGCAUUUCUUAAAGAAGCGGGUAUGCUGUUCCAUAAUUUAGGUCCUGCAAUAGAAAAUCUUCGAUCAUCAUUAGACUUAAGCUUAGAUCUCGGGACUUGAAGUAACUUAUUCGAACAAGAACGCAAAGAGUAGGAACUGGUACAAAAGCUGAGCAAAUUGGAUAUAUAACUUGGUGAAAGUCCAUUGAUAGUCUUAUAUACUAACAAUAAGAUUUUAUAAGUAAUACGGUAUUCAACAGGCAACCAAUGUAAAUCUAUUAAGAUGGGAGUUAUAUGUUCAUACUUCUUUGUGAAUGUUACAAUGCGCGCUGCCCUAUUCUGAACUAGCUGUAGGCGGUUUAAGAGAGCUUUAGGUAAUCCAUGUAGAAUCGCAUUACAAUAGUCCAAGUUAGUGGUCACAAAAGCAUGAAUAAUUGCUUCAGCAGAUUCACGAUCCAAAUAUGUUCUGAUCUUACUAAUAUUAGUUAGAUGGAAAUGACAUGUUUUGCAGAUCUUUUUAAUGUGGUCUUCCAUAUCAGCACUGGGAUCGAGUAUCACUCCAAGAUUGCGAACAGAAGAGGAUGGUUGAAUAGUUUCACCCCCAACACGAACGAAUUCCAAUGAGGGACUGGGUCGAUAACGUGAAUUGAGUAGAAGCAGCUCGGUUUUUUUCUCAUUUAGCUUAAGACCAUUAAGAAUCAUCCAAUUGUUGAUUUCCUGAACACAUAUUCCAAUUCUACAUUUUACUGAGAAGAGAAGAUCAUCACUUCCUAAUUUAAAUGACACAUAAAGCUGAGUGUCAUCAGCAUAGAGAUGGUACAUAAGAUUGUGUCUCUUUAUGAUAUCAGCCACUGGUGAAGUGUACAGAACAUAUAACAGAGACCCAAGGACAAACCCCUGCGGUACACCACAAUUAAGUUCACGUAACGAAGAUCUUGAGCAUUCAAUUUGAACAAAUUGUGUACGAGAUGAUAGGCAGGAUGCAAACCAUUUCAGUACAGACCCUGUUAUACCAUAACAUUGAGACAGCCUAUCCAGUAGUAUUUCAUGAGACAGUGUCAAAUGCAGCAGAUAAAUCUAACAUGAGUAGUACAACGGCUUCGUUUCUGUCAGUUGCAUGCAGAAUAUCAUCUUGCACCUUCACCAUGACAGUUUCAGUAGAAUGAUGAACUUUAUAGGCUGACUAAAAGUUUUCAAGUAGGUUAUUGUUCAUCAGAUAGUUGGUUAACUGGAGAGCAACACUUUUCUCGAUAAUCUUUGAUUGCGCUUUCAAAUUGGAGAUAGGUCUAAAGUUCUUGAAUUGUGAAAAGUCUGCGUUAGGUUUCUUGAGCAGGGGUAACAAUACUGCAGAUUUCAAACACGUAGGCCUGCAGCCAUCACGAAGAGAGAGGUUGAUGAUGUUAACAAUAGUAGGCAGCAAUGGAUCUAUACAUUGUUUGGUAAUAGAUGGUAAUGGAUCCAAGACACAGGACUUCGAGAACAGUGUUGCAGUUAGUUCCCUGAUGUCAAGCUUCAUCUCAGUAAAAGUUGAAAAUUUAAGCGAAGACAUUGUGAGUACCUCAUCAGUGACACAAUCAGCAGAGUAAAUAAGAGCUUCCUUUUUAACAAGGAGAUCAUUAUGUAGUGUAUCAAUCUUAGUAGUGAAAAAGGUAGCAAAUUCAUCAGCAAGCACACGGUCGUUUUUGGAGGAUUGAUAGUAGUUAACCGUUGGCUUUUGAAGUAGCUUUUGAACAGUUUUGAACAAAACUUUUUGAUUACCAGAGUUUUCUUUAAUAAUAGACGAAUAGUACUCCAACUUAAGAGACUUAAUCAGAUUGAUCACAACGUUACAUUGGUGUACAUAACGUACGCGGUCAGCAGGGAGUCUUGAUGCUCGCCAUUUACGUUCAAGUUGUCUUCGUUUCCGCUUCUCAGCAGUGACUUCAACUGUGUACCAGGGCUCAGAUGGACGGACAGUGACAACUCGUUCUUUCACAGGAGCAUGCUUGUCCAGUAGUGAUCGUAAGACUUUAUCAUAAUUAUUCACAACUACAUGGAGAUCAUCUUGAUGUUGAAGAAGAACAGAACUUUCAAUAUCACUUCGGAAAGAAUUCAUAUCAAUAAGGCGUAGAUUUCGAGAAGAGACAACCCUCUUUACAAAUCUGGGCUUUUCUAGGUGUAGAGUUGAAUGAACAGCUAAGUGAUCAGAGAUGACAGGGUAAAAUUUCCGCACAGCCCCAUACCACAGUAUGCAUUCAGUUCUUGAAUAGAGAAAACAAUGACAAAAACAAUACAUUUCCAUUGGGAAAACAGAUUUGUUUUACAAUAGUAUGGGGCUAUGCGGAAACUUUACCUCCGUUAGCAUGUAUUUUCUCUCUGACAUGCUGCACGAGAUCAAAGGAGUCCAGCAAGUCCAGAAAUUGUCUAGCGGUAGCAUCAUUGGAAUUGUCGACAUGGAUAUUAAAGUCACCAACAAUUAACAAUCGCUUAUGUCGUAGAUCGGCAGUAAUAUGUUCCAAAAGCUUAGAAAAUUCCUCUAACAACAACGAUGUUGACAAGCCAGGAGGUCGAUAGACGAGCAGAAUUUUUACAUAGCGCACCAUGCGUAGGUGAAAAUCCAUUAAUUCAAGAGUGAUAGUAUCAGUAUAUGUAUCACUCUAUGUAUCAAAGUCUUUCACUGCCAUGGCUUUCUUUCUAAUUGAUCUAGUGUUAAGUAAACAAAAAUGUAGAUUCUUUGAAGUAGAACACAGAGGCGGUGAUAAACAUGGUUUUUAUGGUACAGUGAUCAGGUUAGCAGAAUUAGCAUAUUUAAAACGAUAUGGAUGGUUAAACUGCAUGUGAUGUGGUGUUAAUUUGAAUCAAAUUAGCAUGAUUAACAUGGCGACUACGCGAAUAAGCAAUUGAUUCUCGUUGACCGUCAAGAUUUCCUAACGACCGAAUAGAUUGGAAACCAGAUCCAGAGCGUCGAUAACCUCCCCUAUUACCACGUUUUCUCAGGAUACAAGACGAUUAAACACAAUGGGUGCAAUAUACGAGCUUACUAGCUUCCUUAGUGAUCGUAGUUCCAUCCGGCCGUAAACAACAAUCUUCUAAAAACAAAUACGUUCAAGUUAAAGCAGAAUUAUUUUGAGUUGCGUAACGAAAACUUAUGCACGACAUCCAUCCUCAUCUGUGGGUUUUCAAAGUUUCCAUCAAGAAAAUUAGGAAUGAGUUGUCGGAGCGCAUUUUAACUGAGUGACGUAAAACCAGAGGCAAAAUAGCGGCAAUAGCCAAUCAUGACAGCAGCAAAUUUGCUAAAGAACCGAUGAUCACUCAAAAAAAAUCAAGCAAAUCUUUCUAAAGCGCGGAAAUCACGAGUGAUCACGUCGCGUUCUGCAUCCAAUUGGUUAAGAUGACGCGAGUUUUUUAAACUAAUCACAGAACUUAAUCAAGGAAAAACCAGUGGAAUCCCGGAUUACCUUAUGCCCUUAAAUGUGAAUUAGUCUAUCAUCUCUUCACAGGAUUAUCAUGGGUAACUUGUCUGUUCCCACAUUCAUAUGGUUGCUGCUGUUGUCGAUGAGUUGGGAAGUGAACUCAAGGUCAGAUUGUAAAAUCAAUUCCAAUGGAUGCAGUGUCCCGCUUGGCUUACCGGCUCCCUACAAAAAAACCUUCACUCCGGCUUGCAACAAACACGAUGUUUGCUAUUACUGCGUAAGUCUUCACGCCACGCUACGCUCUCUCUUUUUUACAAUUAUAUAGUCAGUUUAUAAUAUUACAACCAAUAUUUGUGGGUUACGAAUCAUAAAAACAAGGUUCCAAACUGAACGUACCUGCCCCCAGUCUUCCCCUGCCCAUUUUAAGAUGUUGGAGCAUUACCUAAGAAUUUUACUACUAAUAAAACUACAACUGAUAUUAACCUUCGUUCUGCUAAAUUUCGAGAAUUCUGCUCGAAUUGUUGUAAUGGUAUAUGUGUGUGGUCAACCUUUCCAGGGAGAGCUCUACGGAUGGGAUCAGAGGCAAUGUGACAAGGCCUUUAAAAGCGACAUGUACACACUGUGCGAAAAAAAUGGAAAACGCUGGUUCAGUCUCGGGGAUCUGCUGAACAAAAAGAAAAGAUGCAAGAAACUGGGUGCGGAUGCUUACUACACGGCUGUUAGAUCCUUUGGUCACCUGUAUUGGGAGAAAAAUCCGCCUUCGUGGUGUCAGGCAGCAUGCGCCAAAAAUCUCGGAGAUCCUAAUAGGGCGCUGAAUAUGUGAGAAUGUCCAAUUGAAUGAGAAACGACAGAUGUGUUGAUGUAUGAUAGAGAAUAGCAAAGAAAAUACAUUCAAAGUGUGGGAAAUAAAGAAUAAAACUAUGGGUGAAUGAAAUUUGAUCUUUUAAACAGAAAAGACCCUGCACCCUACACAGUUCAGCUAUAACCCCAAAGACUGGGUGGCUGUUCCGUCCACUUAAUUCUUCGUCAAUUGAUCCCUUGUAUUAGAAAUAGGUCGAUCAUAAAACAACAUUUACUAGGUCGGUAUUCUGUUUCGGACUUGUUGCCUAAUGGUCCUGCGUUCUCUAGGGAUCAUUCUUUAGUCUGCCGCCUCGCGCAAACAAAAUAGCGAUUUUCGACUGGAAACGAUUCAUGAGGACGAUUCAAAUGUGGAGGCAGUGUGGCCGAGUGGUGAGAGCUUGUAAUCUGAUGUUCCCGGGUUCCAGCCCUCCACUGACCUUUCUACUUACUGGAUUUGUUCUCGGUUCCCUCAAAGUCACAGUUCAACUCCUGUUCUGCACUUUGUAUGUAUCCAACUGAUCUGCCUCCUGUCAGUUAGGAUUUUUAAAUAUGUUUAUCUUAUCUCAUGAUGUGGUUGUUUCCAAUUUAGCCCAGAAAAGCGUCAUUGGUGGAGAGGUCAGUUCAGUAUACACACAUACAUACGUGCACAAGUACGUACGUAAGCACAUACAUACAUACAUACAUACAUACAUACAUACAUACAUACAUACAUAUAUAUAUAUAUAUAUAUAUAUAUAUAUAUAUACACACAUAUAUAUAUACACACAUAUAUAUAUAUACACACACAUAUAUAUAUACACACAUAUAUAUAUAUAUACACACAUACAUUCACGCAUACAUGUACUCAGCCGUAAAAAACUAAACUCGAUCCAAGAUGCUGCAUAUAUAAAAUAUCUAAAUAUCCAAUAAUUUCCUCAUGUAACAAUGUACGAUUGCACCUUUAAGAAGAAGUAUGCCCCAGGAAGUGUGAUAUAAUUCUUCUUUUGAGAUUUUAAAGAAUAUUCAACCUCUCCAAAGUUGGUCUUCAAAUGUGCUGAAAAUUUGAUGACUGUCGCCGCCAUUUUCAUAGGCCAGGGUUGUUCAAGCACGCGUGUAUAUAAAAUAAAGUGAACACUCGCAUACUAAACCAGGUGGAUUACGAGUAUCCUGGGGCUGAACUAUGAUGAAUGUAUAACACCAUAGAAAUAAUAACCAGCUUAGGCUGCCAAAGUUGCACAGUUUGCUAUUUCAAAAAUUAAGCUUUAAAAAUUGGAAAACAGUGUCACAUAUCAAAGUGUGAGUGCUAGAUCAUUAAAUAAACCACCACUUUUAGACUGUGCCAAGCCGUCUGACAAGAAGCGUAGAAUUCCUUACUGGCGACAACCAAGCGACUUAUAUUCAAUGCACAAGCUCGGAGAAUUUAUCCAAUAAAAAUAAAAAUUUUGGAAUCGCUUGACAUUUCUAGGCAAACACCUGAUAUUCUUAGGAAGUUUGGAGCAAACCCUUUUAGUGGAAAUUGUGUGAAAAUUUCUGCCUGCAGGGCAUUUAGUCUAUUGAAACUAGUUUGAAGCAAAAUUAUCAAAUUGGCAACGUGACCGUUGAACCAUCAUCCUCUGCACGUAAUCUUGGCGUCAUUUGACGAUUGUUUUAACCUUGAGGAACACAUAAAAUCAAUUUGCAAGUCCUCCCAUUGUUGCUCAUGCCUUUAUUACUUCGAAAUUAGAUAACUGUAACUCACUGCUAUAUGGUCUACCUCAGCAGUUACUUUCAUGAUUACAAUCCGUUCAAAAGACAGCAGCUCGAUCGAAUUGUUACACCUACUAGAAAAUUUGAUCGUAUGACCUCUAUCCUAAAAAAGCACCACUAGCAUCCUAUCCGUUACCAUAUAGUUAAGAAAAUUCUUUUAGUGCUCUACAACGCUCUUAAUAGAGCAGUGCCUUUCUACAUCGGUGACUUACUGAAUUAUCGCACCUCUAGACGGACACUGAGGUCGUCUUCUCAACAUAUUCUGACAACUCCGAAAGCGAGACUUAAGACUCAUAGAGAGAGAACGUUUGCUGUGGCGGCGCCAAGACUAUGGAGCUCAAUCCCACUCGGACAAAGACCUAGUUCUUCAAUUAACAGUUUUAAAAGACUUUUAAAAACGUAUCUUUUUAAACAUGCGCAUUGAGCUGUAUAGCUGUAAACGUCAACUUCAGCAUAAUGUUUGUAAACAGCGAUGAGUUCCAAACAGAAACUUGAAUUAUUUGCAUCAGGGUUACCGCUCUCAGACCACGCAAGUCUUGCUGAUAUAAUGUUGUUGUUUUGUAGAAGACUGCCAAGAAAUGUCCGAAGUUUAAAACGCCCGUUCUCAGCUAUUGUGCUGCACAUACGAUCUUUUGUUUUGCCACAUCCUCAUUGCCGUUGCCUUCGAAGUUGACCUAGGGUUCUUGAUAUAUGAGAGAGGUUAAGCAUGACGUUUACUGUACUGCAGAGCUACACUGCCAUACUUUGAAACUAGAAGCGUAUUAAAGGAAAUUAGACGUAGCACUAGCUUCACCUUGCAAAGUCUUUUCUCUUCCGUGAAGCGUUUGCGGAGCAGUCGCAAGAGUGAGAGACAUCCUGAAAGAUUUCACAUGUAACACAUCUUUGUUUCUAGCGUGAUUAAGGAAGUAAAUGUCACACUUGGUGGCCCAUGUUUUUCCCUUUCGUACUCGUCUUUAUCGUUUUUACACCAUGUAAUUCCAUAAACGUUGAAUUUCAAAAUUGCUCUACUGAUUAUUUUCCUUACUCUCCCUUGAUCUUCAUUUGUCGCUAGGUCCUAAUUUUCAGUAGGAUCAGGGAAAUAUCACAUCACAAGCAGCGCAGAUGCAUGAAAUCACAGCCUCCCCGUACUAUGGAGCAUUAUUGUAUAUUAUUGUUCGGCUAGUUAUCACACUGUAUAAUUAUUCAGAUUUCUUCGAGAGGUUUAAAUCUUCUUUCAAACCAGGGGCGUAGCGUGAGAUUUUGAAGGUGUACGAACGAGAAGUAAAUAUCGAGCGACGAAGGUGGCUACUCAUCCAAAAAAAGUUUAAAAUUAGGGUCACCUGCGUUUUCCGCGGGGCAUUUUCAGAAAAUAAAUAUGAAGGAAACUGCAUUAGUAAGUGUGUGUCAUUUAUCUUCCCCAUCUCUAGUAUUAUGCGCUAGGUACAGCGGUAUCCAAUAAAACCUCGGCGAGCUGCGGAAAACUGUACAUAUUUUCUUAGGGAAAAAAUAGCGCAUUUACACUAUGGAAACCUAUUUACAGUCAUUUAUCGCCCGUUAAGCGCUUACGGAGCAAGCAAGAGAGAGGAAAAAAUUCAAUCACGUACAUGCUAUGUCAAGUGUAACAAAUGAUGCUUGCUUCGAGCGUUACUUACAAAGGAAGUAAACAGAACAGAUCAGACUAAGACAGAAAGGAAGCGGGAGGAAGGUGGGUUCUAAAACUUGACAGAAAAAACAGUCAAAUGUAAAGGUCCGAUUUUACUGACGCAAUGUUUUUUUUUUCGCGUAACUUCCCUAAAUCAGUACAACAAAACGCUAACCAACUGCCGUACGAUUAAACGCUCAAAAAAGGGAAAUCGUCACGCAAUAUUCUCUGCAUUAAACUUUACACAGAGUAAGUUUGUUGGUUGUGAAAGGCGAGGGAGCAAAAUAUCUGUGGAAAGAAUGUCACGUGCGCGUUAUAGGGUGAGCGCGUCAAAUGAUGUUUGUGUAAGGUGAGAUUCAGGAGGUGACUUCGGGAACGCUUAAUUGAGUAGAUGGUACAUGAUCUUCGAUGUAAUGAUUGCCACUUCUGAUUUCUUGGACCAUAGUUAAUUUUUAUCGUUGCAUAACGAUUAAAAAAAACCUUCUCUAAUAUCUUCUAAUUACCAUUUACAACGCGUUCUUUAGUUCUCGCUGAAUCCGGAACACGCCAAGCCUACUAAAGCACUAGCAGAGUGAAAAACAUUACGGCCCUCACUUACUCAACAAAAAUGCUCGGGCAUAGACGGAAAUCCUCUCGAGCUGAUGCAGCUCUGAGGAUCAUGCGUAGAAGCUUUAAGCGAGCAAGGAAAUGGACAACUUGAUGCCCUGAGCUUCCUCGAUCGUUGUAAAGCUACAAUAUAAAUUAUCUGUGAAAACUCCGGACUUAACAGAAUAUAUUAGAACUCACAGAGGAUUCGCACCACACCACUUGCUGCUAUUUAAGUGGACAACAGAUCUUUGAAGAAGGGUAAGUAAAGAAAUCAGUUUAAAAAUGAUAUGUGAACAUUUUGCUUUUAGCUGGCCAUAGCGUUGAAUACAUAUCAUAUCACUUUUCUUUAAAAGCUCGACUCGAUCUCUAUACGUAUAAAUAAGCAACUGGUAUAUUGGACAGUUGAACUACCGCUGUUGUCUUUAGUCAGUUUUUCUCGAGAUCGUCACGGUUUCAGAGGAGAACAUUUAAUCGUAAAAUGGAUUUGAGAUUUCAGAGUCUUUGGGUUACAGAUAGAUGGUUUCUCUUUUUUGGGGGAGGGGGGUAGGAGAAUCAUUUACCUUCUGAAAUAGUUUGAAACAUUGUCAGGUUAGGGGUUGCAAUACGUUUCGCAUUACAAGAGAAGAGAAAGUGAGACGUGCUGUUUGUGAAUUACUCGUUCUAGGUGCUAACUGGUUCAUUUGUUUCACAGAAUUUCGACAUGACAACGACAAACCUCAUUGUCUUAGGCUUGCUGUUAUUCUCGUCCUUGAAUCUAGAGGUGAAAGGGUAUUGUGUAACGAAUGGCUGCAGCAUCCCUAGAAACCUGCCGUUUCCUUACAAAAGACAUUUCAACAAAGCUUGCAACAAACAUGAUAUCUGUUACGCUUGUGUAAGUCUAUCCUCCGGCUUAGCUUCAAAACAUUUCGAUAAAAUAGCACAAAAAUCCAAGGCAGUGUAGAAUUACUGCUGAUUUAGUUUCAAACCAAAAUUCAAAACUUACUUCAUGGAGCGUGAAACCUAGAUAUUUCCUUACACGGAAGGUUUUGGAGAGCUGGUCUGUAAUUGACCCAAGAUAUUUGAAAGGUGAUGUUGCUUUUGAAAACACACCAAAAAGGUACCAUCAUUUGUCUUAACGAUAAGUAAUUUCAUGACAUUUCAGAUGUACUGUUUUAUAAUUAUCUGAUGAGCAACAUGGAACUUAUUUAUCAAAUAGAUAGCGAGUAGCUACUGGUAGUACUAGUGAUCAUGAUAGAUCGCCAUGCAAAGAUAUAUUCUAGCUGUCAAUAGCCUCGCAAGUGUAGGCUUCACUAUUUGACAAAACAUUCGCAUAACUGUAACUUUCAAUCUAAAGCACGUAACUUUCAAACAACAGUUUACAUUUCAAUUUUCUUUUCAAAGAAUGAAGACGGUAUCUCAUUGUCUGUGUGUUCUUCACAGGGUCAACACUAUGGCUGGACUCGGUUACAGUGUGACAACGCUUUCUUUUGGGAUAUGUCCAAGCUAUGUCUAAAAAGGUUUUUCUUUCUCAAGCACUGCUUGAAGUAUGCAGGGAUAUACUAUGGAGCAGUCAGGGUCGGUGGCAAUAAACAUUACGACGUUCCAUCGAAGAGCUGGUGCAACAUGUGCCCCAGCUACAACGGAGAUCCUUCUCUUCGGGUGCCACUCUUCAGACGUCGUUAG
Pocillopora meandrina is the source of this 13561-nucleotide messenger RNA. NCBI's taxonomy places the organism in Eukaryota, Metazoa, Cnidaria, Anthozoa, Scleractinia, Pocilloporidae. The record is from the annotation of a GenBank genome assembly.